Messenger RNA from Nicotiana attenuata, 1047 nucleotides. RefSeq lists its product as uncharacterized. Gene Ontology annotation, biological process: regulation of DNA-templated transcription. The record is from RefSeq and is a predicted model, not a curated record. Bases 92 to 625 code for a protein of 177 amino acids. The transcript has 2 exons. Lineage: Eukaryota; Viridiplantae; Streptophyta; Magnoliopsida; Solanales; Solanaceae. Gene Ontology annotation, molecular function: zinc ion binding.
CUUUCUUUAUAACCCACCUCUCUUCCAAACCCCAUUUCUCCAAACAUUUUCCACUUUCCCAUUCUCUCUACAAACCAAACAAGGAAAUUAAAUGGACACUACAACAAGAAGAGGUCCUUUUUUCUUUGACAAAAACAAUGGUCUUGCCUCUCUAGCUAUAAUAGAAGCUGAGAUUUCAGAGAACAAUCAUCACAAUCACAACCCAUUGAUUUCUAGGCCUCUUUAUUAUACUUCUUUACAAAGGAAGAGUAGCCUUAGGAAUCUUUCAUCCAUUUCCUCCUCCUCUUUUUCUUCUUCUUCAAUGUCAUCUCCAAAAUUGGCUGGUGGCAGAAGGUUUUGUGAAACUAGAUUUGAAGAACAACAACCCCAUUUCUUGGAAGCUUGUUUUCUUUGCAAGAAACAACUUGGUAGUAACAAAGACAUCUUCAUGUACAGAGGGGAUACUCCAUUCUGUAGUGAAGAGUGCAGGCAAGAACAGAUAGAAAUGGAUGAAUCCGAGGAGAAAAGAUUGAAUCAUUCAGCUUCUGUAAAGGCCUUGAGAAAAAAUGACCAGAGAAAUUCCAGUAACUCUCCCGGUAAAACACAAAAUUACCCUUUUCCCAGAGACACGGUAGCUGCUGCUUGACUGAACAAAUUGGCCCCCCCCCAAAAAAAGUAACACUAUAGGAUGGAUCGAAGAAAGCUCAUUCCAUCAAUUAUCUACAAACAUCAAAUAAUUAAAGUAAACAGAAAAAAAGAAAAGAAAAAAAAGGCUACCAAUGAGACAAAGCUCAUUUGGUGAAAGCUAAAAGCGUCCUCUUUAUAGAGAAGGAUGAAGAAGGAGGAGAGUUAAUUAAUGACAAGAGCCUUUAAUUCCUUUCCAUUGUUUUUCUUAAUUCUUUAGUAAACCAUAUGUAAAUGAAUAUCGAAGGGGAGGGUGUUUUUUUUUUUUUUUUUGGCUAUAUCAUAACGACAGUGGCUCCUUUUUUGGUGGGCUACUCAAGUCUAUUUUUUUUUCUGAAGUUUUUUCACUGUUGAAAUGUGAAGCAAGGAUGAAUUUCUAGUUUU